AUGGCUGACCUUGAUAUUAAAUUUCUGUUACAACAGAAGAAGGCUGAAAAACUCAAAGCUUUGGAAGCAGCUAGACCUAUGGUACCGCCGGCUCGGGACGCAAAAUAUGUCACAGCCAAGGAAGGACAUGAUGGCGAAUUUGAAUCAAACAUCAAUUCUGAUUCAGACAAUGAGACAUCCGCCAAUACAGCCUCGCCUCAAAAGCCAUUUGGAAUUGAUCAUGAACCCCAAAGUGGACCUUCGACCAAUCCAAAACCUCUGAGGAAGGACGAGCUUUCACAAUCAUCUACUAUACUCAUAUCAAUCGAACCCGACAAGCGACGAUUCUUUCGCCCCCUAGCAGACGCCAUCACAUCAUCUAGUGGCGACCAGCUCGGUAAGAUACUUUUCCGUUUAUGUGUCGAGUAUCCCGAUGCUAGAGCAGUGGUUGAAUCUUUGCUUGCCGAUACUAUCGAUGAAGGCAUCAUUGAAAAUCCACAUCCAUUACUUCGAAGAAGCUCAAACUCGAGAAUCGAGCAAUCCUCAAAUAAGAUUUCACCUAUCAAGAAAGCCUUGAAAAAUCCGUUUUUUCCAGUUGCAUUAAACAAUAGCAAUCAAAGAGAGGAACAAGGGCCACUUAUCGCGAAAUCUGCCAGAGAUGACCCAGAAUCACCACCAGCAGUACUUGCUGUUGUGAAUCCGGCCAGAAAACUGCCAUCAGUCCCUCAAACCUCUAUCUCUCUACUUAGCUCAGCGGUCAGCGAAAAGCGUAAACGGGAUGAACCUGCAGAUGCUUCGAUUGUCUCUCAGUCGCGGAAGAAAUCAAAAUCACAUUUUGUCAUUCCUAAGCAUUCAAAGAGGGAUAUCCCAUUGAGCGAAAAUAAAGAUACAAAUCCACGAUCCGAGUCGCUGGCUUCAAACUUUCCAAGCACCUCCGAACGCUCCAAAACCAAGCCUAUCGAAGCUUCGCAAUCUCUUUCUGAUUCCGGUAACAAAAUGGGUGUUGGAGAAGAUCCGUCUGAUAAAUGCAGUUGUUCGAUUUGUCAUCAAGAAUUUAGUAAGAAAAAUCUGGAGCGACAUAUGAGAGGUAUACAUAAAACAGAAGGGGAGCCAUUCGGAUGUUCGCUUUGCACCAAAAAGUAUGCUUUUCGGGACUAUCUUUAUCGCCAUCUGACCUCUUUUCAUACAAAUGGUUUGAAGUGUAUUGCUUGUGGACUUUUAUAUUCAGAUGAUAACAUUUUGAAUACGCACAUGAGGUCUGUACAUGGUGUACAGGCAGUGGAAGAUAAAAGGAUCAAGGAAUCUCCAACGGCACUAAACUCUGUUAAGAAGCAGGUCCGUUUCCAAGAGGAUUCGAUGAAAUUGCGGAAGUCUUAAAUUACCGGACGAUUUCGGACAACCAUUUAAUUCGAAUCGACUAUACAAGAUCAUUUUCAAUUGGACUCUACGUUUACAUCCACUAUACACCAAUAAUAUGACUGAUUCUGGUAGCCCCGGUGGUUUGAACGUCGCAUAUAUUCGUGUACAUGAAUCUCCAAGGUGACUCUCACUAAGUCAAACGAUAGUCUGUCUAUCUAGGUAUCCUUUCCUCUUUCGAUCACGAUCCGUCAUCAUGAUCAACCACUACUGGGCACUUAAUUCAUCGUACGCGUUUCCGAUAAUCCAUCAUAUUUGAUGUGUCAGGCUGCAGAUAGAGGCUCGAGAUGGGCAGGGUUCGUGAUGUACGGCUGCGGCUACGGUCAUCGAAAACUGCCAAUAACAAGCACGAUCGUGGAAUAAUUGGGAUUUCAUGUUGUGAGCUUAUGUGUGGUGACUAAUAAAUGACAAGCCAACGGUACACAAUAUUGAGGUAUUGGGAGCUUGCUGGUGUCGCCGGUUUGAAUUCCAUUCGGUAACGGUUCUUUCGAUUGAAAACCGGCGGUAAAAAAUUCUCUUUUGUCAUUGCGGUCGCCAAAUCUCAUUUUAGUUGCUUCUCACACCUGAUGAAGGUAUGUGUGUGUGAAUUGCUGUUCUUAGAUCAAUGAAAUAAGGCAACGGAAUAUAAGAAUCUCAUAUAAACAGCCCUUCCGAUUCUUCACUGUCUGCCUCUACUUUCACUUUUUCUUUUACCUUGCCCACCCACACAUUCUCUUCCCGCUAUAUUUGCUGUCUUGUACCUGUAGUAUACAAAGACAGAUCAGUUUUCGACCAUCAUCCUAACACUCGCACUUUGUCCUCACAUUCCUACCCAGGAAAAAGAUAUCAAACCCUCCCAAACAUGCCAGGAAGCAUCUACUCGAAAAGCUGGUCCGCAACAGCUGUGGAUGGUAGCGUGACUGAAUUCAAUAAAGAGCAAAACCAUGCAUCGAAAAGCGCACAAAAGGAAGAGGCGCUGAGAGAACAGAGGUUGAGAAACUUUCGUUCUGAAAGUGG
Messenger RNA from Botrytis sinoallii, 2391 nucleotides. RefSeq lists its product as uncharacterized. Gene Ontology annotation, molecular function: RNA polymerase II cis-regulatory region sequence-specific DNA binding; DNA-binding transcription factor activity. The transcript is spliced from 7 exons. Gene Ontology annotation, biological process: regulation of transcription by RNA polymerase II. The record is from RefSeq and is a predicted model, not a curated record. Lineage: Eukaryota; Fungi; Ascomycota; Leotiomycetes; Helotiales; Sclerotiniaceae. The coding region runs from base 1 to 1356 and encodes 451 amino acids.